Messenger RNA from Brienomyrus brachyistius, 983 nucleotides. It is a transcript of the gene xaf1, whose product is annotated as XIAP associated factor 1. NCBI's taxonomy places the organism in Eukaryota, Metazoa, Chordata, Actinopteri, Osteoglossiformes, Mormyridae. Bases 82 to 837 code for a protein of 251 amino acids. The transcript has 8 exons. Gene Ontology annotation, molecular function: zinc ion binding. The record is from RefSeq and is a predicted model, not a curated record.
AUGAGUCAGACAUUAAGUACUUUCAGUUUCUUUUCAUUGAAUCAGAUGAAAUGAAAGUCGCAAACAGCCAUUUUAUCAGAAAUGGAGGAAAACAAGGAAGAGUACAGACUGUGUGCCCACUGCAAAAAGGAUGUGGCUUCAGCCAACUUUGUCCUGCACGAGUCCCACUGCCGUCGCUUUCUGAGCCUGUGUCCGGACUGCGGGGAGCCGGUGCCCCGGGACGAGAUGGAGCAGCACAGGUCCGAACAGCACACCCAGGUCAGGUGCACACAGUGCAAACAGAAGCUGGAGCGCUGCCAUCUGCAGGAUCACCAGGAAAAUGAAUGUGAGGGCAGAUUGCAGUGCUGUCAGUUCUGCCAGCUCCAGCUGCCCUUCCGGAAGCUAGCAGAGCACAUCAGCGCCUGUGGCAGCCGAACAGAGCUGUGCCCAGACUGCGACCGCUACAUCAGGCUGCAGGACAUGGACGCCCAUUCAACGUCGUGUUCCUCCAGGCCACAAGAGGGCGCUCCAUCGAAGGGGACCAGCCAGAAUGCUGCAGAGUCCCAAUUCCAGCAGUGUUUGAAGUGCAUGAAAUCUGUCUCUGUGGCCCAGAUGCAGGAACACCAGCUGGAAUGCCUCGCAGCGUCGCCCCCUAGUGACACGGAGGAUGCUGUGGACCCAGAUAUUUACCAGGCCACGUCAUUCUCCCUACAAGGACGCAAAACGUCAAAGGAGAAGGACAUGGGAGAGAUCAGCACAUGUCCCCAGUGCCAUUUGGCUCUGCCGUGGAUCACACUGAAGUGGCAUGAGUCCAAAUGUCGCCUGUUUGGACACCUGAGAAAGUCUGAUGCCAACUGACACUGGCAGAACCAUCCGGAGGACAAUGUGCUGUGGGCGACCAAACUUAGACACUCAUCAAACGCUUGAAUGGUGAAAAGUGACUUAUAAUAUGUGUAUAAAAAUAUUGUUGAGAUGAAUUCCUAAUAAACCAAUGCAGACUGCGA